This is a messenger RNA of Pseudomyrmex gracilis, 7991 nucleotides long. It is a transcript of the gene Lmpt, whose product is annotated as four and a half LIM domains protein 2-like. The record is from RefSeq and is a predicted model, not a curated record. Gene Ontology annotation, cellular component: nucleus; Z disc. Bases 1125 to 5354 code for a protein of 1409 amino acids. The transcript has 10 exons. Gene Ontology annotation, molecular function: zinc ion binding; transcription coregulator activity. NCBI's taxonomy places the organism in Eukaryota, Metazoa, Arthropoda, Insecta, Hymenoptera, Formicidae.
GCACUCCUACGAGUUUCGGCGAGUCGCGAGCACUCGCGAGGAUCCGCGACGAGAAUCGUUUCCCGUGCUUCCUCUCCCGAAGGAACAUCGGAGAGAGAAAAAAAGAAAGAGAGAGAGAGAAACAAAAGAGAAAAAGAGGGAGAGAGAGAGAGAGAGAGAGAAAGAAAGAGAGAGAGAGAGAGUUCCUGGCGACGUUAUACGGCGGAGUGAUCGAGAGAUUCGGGAAACGUGAUCUUGUGCGACGAAUACAAAAGAUUCAACGAGGUUGCGAAAGAAUUCGGACACGCGAUCGUUGUGCCUGCUCCGAGGUGAUUUUCCCGCUCGCUAGGAAAUUCCAGUCUCGUCUGAGAAAAUCCGAUCUAUGCGGAAAUCAGUAUAUAUAUAAAACCGCAGCUGCUCGAGAGACGAGGAAGAGAUUCGGGCCUGAGGGAUCUGCGCGAGAUAAGUCGGGGGCUUGCGUACUUCGUUCGAACAUUUCACUUCGUUGGAAAUAAAAUCGUCACACAUCUUUUCCGUGCCAUUUCGAAAGUCAAUUCUGAAAGUAUAUUCGAGCGCUAGUUAAUAAAAACACUUUGUCGAAUGACAUUUUAUUUUCGAUGUGAUAUUUUUCGGGCUAAGGAAAUUUUAAAGGUGAUAUGGCAUUUUAAAUGUCAAUGUAUCCAAGUGCUCUCAGUGUUGAUCUCAGAAAUCCCAGUAGACCUGGGUAAUUUAAGUGCUCGUGUAAUCGCGUAUACACGGUGUAUGACGAAGGAUCAGGAAUCGAUCGACGGUAGCCGUUGGGCUGGUACGAUAUACGCGAAUAAUAAUAGGUUAGUGCUCGUACACUUAACUGUGCGUGUCUCAGCGCGGCAACGCGCCUACGUUUCUCAUUGAAACCUGAAGAUACGAGAAGAGAAAUAAUAAUCUUGUGUAACGCGACGUCGCAAGAAGAAGAAAAGCAAGAGAAGAAAAAAAAACAGAUUUUUUUUUCUUUCCACGAGGAACGAAAAAUCUCUCCGUCUAAAUGUGAAAGAUUUUUUUGGCGAACAACUAGUAGAUAUAUUACUUGUGAUUUACAUUGGAAGCCGCCGAAAUUUCGAUAAAGCGGAAAAAUUCCCGUCUUCAAGAUUCCGUUUCUCGCGAAAAUGACGUCCAGGUUGCGCGGUCCCUCGGCAGUAAAGGAUACGCCGAGGACCGCCUCCUUCGCCAAGGACCAUUUCCAUCGAAGCGAGCCGGAAGUGCACUCCGAUCAGUCAUGCAAGAACGGCGGGCGCGGCAAUCGUUAUCACUUCGGCAUGUCGAAGCAACACGACGACAACAAAGUGGAACGGAACGGACGGGAGAGCGGUAAAGAAACGGAAGAGGAUAACGCCGACCUGUUGUACAGGAAGAGUAGAGAACAUUUUGCCUCCUGGGACAUCAAAGAUAUCGUGGACGAUACAAGAAAGUCAAAGAGACAGGAUCUCGAUGACACGCGACUGACAAAUGGAAAGUUCAGAAACGAGCCUGUGAGCGCGAAAUUGGACAAAUCGCAACAGGAAUAUCGGGACGAGGGUUACGUGGGAUCCCUGCCGAGAGAGGAUCAACAAGGAAGCGAGUCAGUCGAACGAGAGGUUAACGGUCCUAAUAGAUCGAGAAAAAAAGAAUCCUGGGAGGAGGAAGCGGAACCGAGAAGCCGAGGAAAAACGUCCAAGAUCAUCGACAGGAGCAAUGCGAACGACGCGCUACAGCCGGUUGACGAGAGAGAUAUUCUGCUUAAGGAGAUCGAGAACUUAGCUAUCGAUGGUAGUCAGUCGCCCGAUCGCAGGAUUCAGGCGAUGAUCGAGCGGUUAAAAGCGCGGGAAGAAAGCAAGUUGCGAUCCAGAAGAGAACAGAGAUCGGCGAGUCCCGAGAAAGAGGCGCACGGGAGAACGAGAAGCGGCGGCAGAAACGACUUGCGAUCGCCGGUCGCCGAUCAUUCGUUCGAUAAUCGAUCCAAUGAUCGCAGCAGAAAGCAGAAGGACGAUCGCGAUGAAGAACGUAGACCGAGCGAAUUCAAACUAUACGGGAAAUCCGAUCGAGACGAAGAGACUGCAAGUCGACGCGAUCGAUCGACCGAUCGGAGAUCGAGGAGCAUCGAGAGGCAGGACGAGGAUCGGAAACCUCGAAGAGACGACAGUUUACGAAAAAGAAACGACGUGUACGGUGUCGAGAAAAAUUAUCGAAGAAGAUCGAAAGAAGAUGAAGAGAAUCAGCUUCGAUCGAGAGACAGUUCGAAGAGAAGAAGUUACACUUACGAGGGCUCGCCGGAGGAAUUUGAGGUGAAAAUACAGAAGUACGAUCGAGCUCUCCUCGAGCCCAGAAGAGAUCUGGACCGAGGUUCGCCUAAACGAAGUUCACCCAGAGAACCGAAUCUGAUCAGAAAGGAAUCUCUGAAGGACUACGAUCGGGAACCGGUAACUAAAAAAAGUUCCUUCAGAGGGGAAUCCAAGAGAGGAACCAGCAAAGAUCGCAGCGAGACUGGUUUAACGAGGAAAACGUCAUUUAAGGAUCAGGACGAAACGUAUAGAAAGCACGUUUCGAAGAAUCAACAGGAAACCUCCGUCAGAUACUUCGGCAAAGAUCAGGAGGAUUUAUUCCGCAAGGAUGCGAAUGUGACAACAGAUGGAAAAAAUUCCUCCUUCAGAACACGAAAUUCUGAAUUCAACAGAACUUUCCCGAAGGAUCAACAGGACGACGUGAAGAAAAUCACUUCCAAGGAAACACAUGCAGCUGGAGUGAGUAGGAUCGUACUGAAGAAUUUCGAUGAUGAACCAAGUAGAAAUGACUCAUUCGGAAAUGCGAACGAAGAUUCUGGGAGAAAAAACUCAUUUAAGGAAAAAAACGUCGAGUUUGGUGAAACUUCCUACAAAGAUCGCAAGAGUGACUCAGACAGGAGGAAAAACAAUCUCAAGGACGAUGACGAAGAAUUCGGGCGAACGACCUAUCGCGAUUACGAAAACAACAUCGACAGGAAAAUUGCGAACGAUCGUUACAUCGAGUUCGGCAAAGUGUCGUUUAACACACAAGUCGACGAUUUACGCGUGUCGAGUCCUUACAAAGAAGAGAAGGACGACCACGAAAUUGUCAGAACGAGUUCCUUGAAGGAGCGCGACGCGAUGUUCUCGAAGAGACCUCCCGUAUCCUCGCGGAGCAGAAAUCGCGACGCGUUCGACGUCGAAAAAUCAGACAGACAUCUGAGAUCGUUAACGCCGCCGAAGAAAGACGAGCCGGAGUUGCCUCAGGAGGAUAAUAACUCCAAGGAUUCGAAGAACUUCUGCGCUAAGUCCUGGUACGAGAGCAACCGGUUGUUCUCCGCCAAGUAUCUGCGGGAUCACAGCAAGCUGCGAAAUCCUGCGGAAGCGCGAGUCGACGAUGACGUCUCGCCCGAGCGUGGAUUUUCAAAAGAUAAUGAUCCCGACGAAGAUAACUUGCAAUUAGAGACGCGCGGCAGGAUCGACUCGGGCGACGGCGAGUCGCCGCGAUUUUCGACUCGCGAGCGCAACGGGGCCACGAUCAUCAAGAUCCGAUCCGAGGAUCCUGGCGCCAUAGUGGAAAGACGCCGGCGGCGUCGUCCCGCGCAGGAAGUCUGCGUGGUGAGACGCAGAAGAUACGAGGACGACGACGGGGACAGCGACGAGGACGAAGAUGAGGAUCGCCGGCGAAGGACUCGUAGGGACGGCGGAAUCCUGCCGGGCAGAGGCGGCGGAGAUGCUGGCGGCGCGACGCCCUCGAGAACUAUCUGGAAUUAUCGCGAAGGGGGCGUUCUUAUCACCGACAUGGAAGAGGGACAACCCUGUUUGCAGUGCGGCGAAAAAUGUUCCGGAUUCUCGCCGCAUACUUGGAGAAAAAAUUGCGCCCGCUGCAAAUGUCCACGAGAGAACCACGAUGUCUGCCACGAAGAAUGGGUGUCCGUCAGAUCGCGGUUGGGACUUAAAGGCGACGAGUCGAGCGGGCCGAUCAGUGUGGAUCCCAGAGAAAAAGGCCUCGCCUGGGCACCUCCUGGACUCCCAUGGCAUAAGGUAGAAGAAUAUUUCACGAUGUUACCGGAGAUCUCUGUACCGAGACUCGGGACGCCCGGCGAGCGGCACAGAGAUCGUCAGUUGGCGAUUCAGUUGCCGAAACAGGACUUAGCGAGAGCUUAUUGUCGCCACUUGAAUCCCAAAGACGCCAGUAGCGCUGACGAUUUUAUGGCCGCGAGGAACGAGAUCGCCCUGGACAUCGGUAGUGUGCAGGAAAUUUCUGAACGAGGUCUGGAUUGCGGCGUGUGUGGAUCGUCUCUGAAGUACAGUAGCCUCGCUGUGUCAGCCAGCAAAGUGGGCCUGCUCUUUCACCCGGCGUGCUUCAGAUGCGCGGAUUGUAAAGAGCUCCUGGUCGAUCUCGCUUAUUGCGUGCACGACGACACGCUUUUCUGCGAGAGGCAUUACGCGGAACAGCUUAAGCCGAGAUGCGCCGCAUGCGACGAGUUGAUUUUCAGUGGCGAAUUCACAAAGGCGAUGAACAAGGAAUGGCACAGCGGCCACUUCUGUUGCUGGCAGUGCGACGAAUCCCUAACCGGACAGCGUUACGUCCUAAGGGAUGAGCAUCCUUACUGCAUCAAGUGCUACGAGAGCGUGUUCGCCAACAGCUGCGAGCAGUGCAGCAAAAUCAUCGGCAUCGAAUCUAAGGAUCUGUCGUACAAGGAUAAGCACUGGCAUGAAGCCUGCUUCUUCUGUACCAAGUGCAAAGUGUCCUUGGUGGACAAACAGUUCGGUAGCAAGUUGGACAAGAUCUACUGCAGCAACUGCUACGACGCCCAAUUCGCGACCCGUUGCGAUGCGUGCGGCGAUAUCUUCCGAGCUGGCACCAAGAAAAUGGAGUACAAGACCAGACAAUGGCACGAGAAGUGCUUCUGCUGCGUUGUCUGCAAGAAUCCGAUCGGCACGAAGAGUUUCAUCCCGCGCGAACAGGAGAUUUACUGUGCCGCGUGUUACGAGGACAAGUUCGCCACCCGGUGUGUUAAAUGCAACAAGAUCAUCACUAGCGGCGGCGUGACAUACAAGAACGAGCCGUGGCACCGAGACUGCUUCACGUGCAGCAACUGCAACAAUUCCCUGGCGGGACAACGAUUCACAUCGCGCGAUGACAAACCGUACUGUGCUGAUUGCUUCGGCGAGCUCUUCGCCAAGAGGUGUACCGCUUGCUCCAAGCCGAUCACUGGCAUCGGCGGCACUCGUUUCAUCUCGUUCGAAGACAGGCAUUGGCAUAACGAUUGCUUCAUUUGCGCGGGCUGCAAAACCUCGCUGGUCGGACGAGGCUUUAUCACCGACGGCGAGGAUAUCAUUUGUCCGGAGUGCGCCAAGCAGAAGCUGAUGUAAAGCGCGCGACUUUGCGACAACGAGAAUGACAGCGGCACCGACGAGGAGAGCGAAGGGAGAGAAAGGACGGAAGCGCGAUGGACUUUUGUUGGAGAAUCCGUGAAAUCGCUUGCGCCGACCGAGACGGGGACUCGAUCGAAAGAUUCUCGAAGAUGUGAAAUCGCACCGAGAGAAUAAAAAAAUUAUAAAAAUAUAAAAAUAAUAAAAGUUUAUAAAAAUUAUGAAAAAAAAAAACUUUUGCGACAUGGCGCUCGUAAUAAACGUUUUAUUACGACCAACCAAUGCGCGCGUUGACGUGCGACUUUUCCCGAAGGAAGAACAGAGAGUUGGAGAAUCCUUCGACCAAGUUCUUGUCUCGGUCAGCGAAGUGAUUUUACGAUCGCCAAUCGAUCGUUCAGAAAGGAGAGCGACGCGAACGAACGCGAGGGUUCGCUUCUAUCCUUGAUGUUAGAGUUUCUGUUUCUUUAUUUCUGCUUGUGUGUGCUCUUAGAGAAGAGCAACGACGCGUGUCUGUAAUCGAGACAAUUUGCUCGAUCAUUACGCCUGAGAUAUAUAUCGAGGAUCAAGAGAAAUAUAAUGUAAAACGAAAUCGAAGAAAUAGAGAACAAAGCAGAAGAAAGCGUGUGAGCAGCGAAUGUUGCGUUCCACUGUAACAAAAUAACGGGCGUCGAUCGGUAUGGAUGAUAGAUGAGCCUAAGCGUUCCACGUGCUCUCGUGAUGUUACUUUAUCUGUUACUCUAGAUGUUACUAAUGGUAGAGAAAUAUACGCGCGUGCGCGCAAAGAGAGAGAGAGUUCUAUAUAUAUAUAUUACAUAUAUUCUUAUGUGGAAGAUAUAUAUGAAUUUGAUGUUAUUUCUAUAUAUAUAUAUAUAUACACACACACACACAUACACAUUUUAUUCGACUCGCGGAGAACACGACGGUCUACACAAGUUACACUUACAUGCACACAUCAACACAUCAGUUCCGGACCGGCUGACACGCCGUUCUCUCUCUUUUCCUAAACCUCUUCUAAACGCUUCGUGCGCUAUGGUGCACACAUUAAUUUAAAAACUAAUUUAAACAAUAAAUGUUUGUCAAAAAGUUGUUGACUUUGUAUUAAGCGAAAACAUCUUGACUCGCUCAGACUUGAAGUCACUUGUUUGGCGAAUUAUCGAGAAAAUUCGUUAAUUUUCUGCAUCUUUAGUUAAAGAAGAUGCGACGUACGAUACGAACGAGUUUUGAGUGUCACCGCUCGCUACGUCUCGGCUCUCUUCUCAGUCGUCUUUCUCUCCCUUUUUCUCGCUCGUCGAGAGAAUCAGGCGCGCAUCGUCGUCGUAGGGGAACCGCCAUCGUUCCGUGUAAAUCGCGCACACACACAUACACACGUACACACACGUAUAGAUACAUUCAUACACAAAAUACAUGAACGCUACAAGCAUUUUUGCACUAACACUUUAAAAGAAUCUUGAAGGAGAAAAAAACGACAAAAAAAAGGAACGAAAAUACGUACACUCAUGAUAAAACGAACACGCAUACACACACACACACACAUACGUAUCAAACUUACCGAACUGAGCCUCGAGCCGAACUUCAUCGCGAAUCUUCAUUGCGCGUUCAACCGAGCCGGUACAUUUUUCGUUACGCAACUCCACUCGCAGCGUUUCGUCGGAAACUUGAUUGGCGACAGUUUUGACGUUACACAUUUAAUGAACAACGCUGUGAGCUGAGCCUCGAAUGAGUCGAAUGUCACGCGAUCAAAACAAAAAACGUAGAUUGCGCAGAUGCGCUCGCGAGAUUUCGAAACGCGCGUUUUCGAGAUUCGGCUGGAAGUUCAGUCGAGAUCGAUAAAUGUGAAACCCAAGAGACCGGGUUAUUACACAUAUGUAAUUGCACAUGCACAACACACUCACAUACACAAGCACACGUAUGCGACAUACGAGUGUGUUUCCGACGCAGAAACACUAAUUGUGGCCUUAUCCGCACCGAUAAGUAUGAUAUAGGAGCAAAAAAAAAAAAACACACACAUACACAAAGGAACUAACAUCUUACAAUAAUUUACUCGAGAGUUACAGGAUACUUAAUAUCAGAUCUAUUCUUAUACAAGAGCAAAUAUAUAUAUAUAUAAAAAAAAAAAAUCCACGUUACCGAACUGAACAUCUGGCCGGCUGAAUCUCGAAUUGAAAAUUGCACGCGCAAAUUUCUCAGCUAAAUCACGUGUGUUUUGCGAGCAUUCCUGCAAUCUAUAUUAUUUUUUGUGUUUCAAGAGGCUUGACAUAAUAAUAAACGCGCAAUCGCGGCUUAUGAUGUGAUUUCGGUCAGAGAAAUGUGUGUUCAGUUCAGUAAUGUUCGUCUCAACAACACAACGCGCGUACCAAGAAUUUUACGAACAACAGUCAAAGUUGAACAAGAGACAAGCUCGAACCACGGACGUUCGAGUUUCAUUCGCGACCAAUAUCACGCAAAAGUCAAACACGUGCUAUAAUAUACAUAUAUGUUCCGACGGAGUCACUUACACACUAAUCGUCUUAAUUAGUAAACGAUAAAAAAAAAAAAAAAAGAAAGAGAUUAUUCUAUUAUUCAGCGUAUCUCUCUCCUAUACAAUGUUAUAUUGUAAAAUUGAUAAAUAAACAAAUGUAAUAAAUAAAUAUAAUUAUU